AUGGAUCUGAUGGCUGGAGCUCGACAUCUCCCGAAUUUCCGAGAGCUCCCACGAAAUGACCAAAAUCUGCAAGAGCCAUCUUACAGUACAGCUCUCCCUUUGGAAGAGGAUGAUAGGAAACAUGAUACUCCUGGACUUAACGAAUGCUCAGGUGACAGCUUAUUUCUUCAAAGAAUUUCUACAAUUCGAGAAGUUCCUACAUACUCCUGUCCACUGUCUAAUAAUGUACCAGCAAAACCCCCCAGCAGCCUAGAUAGUUGCUCCUUAGGAAUCUUUCCAAAAGAACAACACCCAGAUGCGGAUUCUGACUACUAUGGGCCUUCCACUGAACCUUAUAAUUUGGAAUUCAAAGAUACAAAGAAGAGCCAACCAUGUAACUUUGUGGGAUCACAGAUUACUAGACCGAUUUCUGUCAGUUCAAAAGCAGGCUGUGAUAACGUAGAAUCAAAGGACAAAAAUGUUAUUCUAGAGCCUCCUAUUACUAUCACAGGAAGAAAAGAACAAGUCAUAAAUGGAGAUUUGUAUCCUUCUUUAAAAGAGCAAUUUGCUCCCACACACCAAAGUCCAUGUCCUGUUUUGCUCACUUCAAGACUACCUACUGAGUUGUUGGUUUCAAAUAAAUCCUUACCUGGAACUCCAUCUAAACAAAAGCAAAGCUUGGAAGCAAUGAAUAAGCAAACUCAUUUGGAAUACGACGACGUAAGCAGCAGUGAUGAUGAAGAUAGAUUGGUUAUAGAAAUCUAAGGAAUAAGCUACCCAUUAUUUAAAGCAGAAGUGCAAUGUGAAGGGGCAGCCAUAAUCAAUUUGCCUUUGUCUUAUAUCUUAAGAGUCAAAAGCUGUUCCCAUGCAUAUAUUUGCCAAGGAUCCGGGCUUCUUUAUAUGUGCUUUGCUUUUACAUGAGCAAUUAGUUGCACAUUUAAAUGCCCACAAAAAGCUCAGUACAUCGUAAUUUCUCUCAUCAAAUUCUCUGUACAUUCAGCUCCAUUUUAUCACUUUCUCUAUUCAUACUACAGAAAGUAAAUCAGACAAGAAUCACUUGCCUCCUUUGAGAAGUGGAAAGUUGGCCCUGAAAGUAGGAAAACAACUUCUUUUCUCAGAUGCUCUGUGCUGCUUAUUUACUAUAACAUUUCCCUUCUACAAUUUUGCAUGAAAUCAAUGUCCUUAAGGCACUCUACAGCAUUUUUGUAUCGCACACAUAUUCCAUUUUCUCUUUUGGCAAACAACCCAAGCAUGCACUGCUUUAUUUGGUGCCUUCUGCAGAGAUCUGUAUGUAUUUCCUUGUUUCUUUGAUACAAGGUUACCUUUUCCAUUACUGGAAGAGAUUCUUUGAUUCUGUUUCUCAGGUUAGUUGGGGAAAAUAUUUGUUAUUACAAAUGAAAAUGCAUAUGAGUUUUGUCACAAAGUACUGAAAGCAUAAAUAAGGUACUCCUUUUCUUUCCUCCCCUUACAAACACAUGUCAAAUCUGUGCACUUAGGUGGCAGUUAAACAUCUUUUGUUGAGCAUUUUUGUCCAAUUAGUUAUCAUGCACUUCCCUAAAUGCAUCUCCAUUGCAUUAGAACACUGUUGUGAA
This is a messenger RNA of Candoia aspera, 1571 nucleotides long. RefSeq lists its product as uncharacterized. NCBI's taxonomy places the organism in Eukaryota, Metazoa, Chordata, Lepidosauria, Squamata, Candoiidae. The transcript is spliced from 4 exons. Bases 1 to 744 code for a protein of 247 amino acids. The record is from RefSeq and is a predicted model, not a curated record.